This is a messenger RNA of Phaedon cochleariae (mustard beetle), 1597 nucleotides long. NCBI's taxonomy places the organism in Eukaryota, Metazoa, Arthropoda, Insecta, Coleoptera, Chrysomelidae. The record is from the annotation of a GenBank genome assembly.
AUGAUUCAAUUUGACAAUACAAAAAAAAUGCUGCCGUGUGAAUACAAAUCAUUCAAAAAAGUAUAAACACCAUCAGCCAUGGAUUUGGAUGAUUUGCAUUCAUAUAAACAACAACUCAUCCAUGUAAACAACGCUUUAUCUACCUGUUAUGAUGAAGUUGCAAAAGAAGAACUUUUGGCACUGAAAAAUACCAUUGAAGAAUUGUUGUCUCUAACAGAGGGAUCCAAAGAUGAAUAUAAUGAUGUACCAACCUCCAGCAAGAAUGAUACUAAUGAUAGUAAUGAUGAAUAUGCCCUGUUCAUGGCUGAAAUGGAAAAAGCAGGAGCCGUUGACAAACAUACCGAGGAGCAUGAAUCUCCGCUACCUGUAAAUGUCAAGGAUAUUGAGGGAAAGAAAUGCAGGGCUCCUCAUAGGCACCAUUGGGGAAAUAUAGUAUAUCAUAAUGCAAUGAUUUGCUCACUUGAGUCAAGUGAUACAGAUGAUGAGAUAAAAGUUCGAGUUCUUUAUACCCACCCAACACAUCAAGAAAUGAUGCCUUGCCCAUAUUAUUAUGAUUCGGAUUGCAAGUUUUCUGAAGAAAAAUGCCGAUUUUCUCAUGGGGAAAUAGUUUCUUAUUGUAGUUUACAAGAGUAUAUAGAACCUAGAUUCGAAAAUCUGACUACUGGAAGUAUAGUAUUGGCCAAGCAGACAGACAAUCUUUGGUAUCGAGCAAUUGUUAAAGAGAUAUAUGAGGAUAAAUGUUUGGUCAAAUUUGAAAGUGAUAAGAAACAAAUUGAAGUCAACCUUGAAGAAACAUUCCCACUAAACAGUGAAAAUGAUGAAAGUGGUGAUAUAAGUGAAGUUGAAGAAGACACUGCCUAUAAUGACAAAAAUGAUGAAGAUGUAAUUAAUCAGAGUCUAAUGGUUACUCCUUCAAACGUACCGUUGGGCAAUUGGGAAAAACAUACAAAGGGACUGGGAUCCAAGUUGAUGGCGAAAAUGGGAUACAUUAUUGGAACAGGUCUUGGAAAAAGAUCAGACGGACGAAUAGAUCCUGUUAGUGCUGUUGUUCUGCCUGCUGGGAAAUCAUUAGAUCAUUGUAUGAAACUCCGAGAGCAAUCUGGCGGUGAUGAGAAUUUAUUCAAUGCCGAAAGAAGGUUUCAGAGGUUACAGAAAAAGCGAGAAAAGCAUAAUAAGAAAUUGAAUGAUAAGAAGUCACAUGACAACAAUGUUUUCAACUUUAUCAAUAAGACUCUGGAGGAUAACGAUGAGGAUACAAAGAAAGGUCGUUUGGGAGAAUGGCAGCAAGUGAAACAAGAGUGUUCAAGAAAUUUGAAUAUCAAGAGCUUACAAUUAGCAGAGAGUAUUAGGCGAUCAGAAAGAGCUUUAGAAAUAUUGAACGAGUCGUUAUCAAGGAAUACUGAUGUUACUUCAAGUAUCCAUAAUAAACUGAAAGAUAAACUAGUGCAUACACAAAAUCAGCUAAGGUCAUAUCACUCUCAAGCAGAACUUAUCAAGAAUGAACAGAGUUUUAGAAAAGAUAAGAAAAAAAUGACAAUCUUUUAGAGAGAAUUACAUUUUUCUAUUUGUUCAUAUUAUAUAUAAAUGUUAGCUGUAC